AGACGAAGGGGCCCCGAGCCCUCUAGGCUCAGCCGGGGAUGUUCCACGGCAUCGCGGGCCCGGCCGGGAUGGGCGCGCCCGGGAAUAAACCGGAGCUUUAUGAGGAGGUGAAGCUCUACAAGAACGCCCGGGAGCGGGAGAAGUACGACAACAUGGCCGAGCUGUUUGCGGUGGUGAAGACGCUGCAGGCGCUGGAGAAGGCGUACAUCAAAGACUGCGUCACCCCCAACGAGUACACGGCGGCGUGCUCGCGGCUGCUGGUGCAGUUCAAGGCGGCGCUGAAGCAGGUGCAGGGCGGGGAGAUCGGCAACAUCGACGACUUCUGCCGCAAAUUCCGGCUGGAUUGCCCCCUGGCCAUGGAGAGGAUCCGCGAGGAUCGCCCGAUCACCAUCAAGGACGACAAAGGGAACCUGAACCGCUGCAUCGCCGACAUCGUCUCCCUUUUCAUCACGGUCAUGGACAAACUGCGCCUGGAGAUCCGCGCCAUGGACGAGAUCCAGCCGGACCUGCGGGAGCUGCUGGAGACGAUGGCGCGGAUGAGCUCGCUGCCCCCCGACUUCGAGGGACGCCACAAAGUCAACCAGUGGCUGCAGACGCUGAGCGCGAUGUCGGCCUCGGACGAGCUGGACGACUCCCAGGUGCGGCAGCUGCUCUUCGACCUCGAGUCCGCCUACAACGCCUUCAACCGCUUCCUGCACGCCUGACGCCGCCGGGACCGGCCACAACCGGCCCCGACCGGUCCAGACCGGAUCACACCGGUCCAGACUGGAGCCAGCGGAGUUUGGGAUAAUAAACGGGGUGAGAAAAUCCCAAAAAUCC
This is a messenger RNA of Motacilla alba alba, 819 nucleotides long. It is a transcript of the gene VPS28, whose product is annotated as VPS28 subunit of ESCRT-I. Gene Ontology annotation, molecular function: protein-containing complex binding. Gene Ontology annotation, cellular component: ESCRT I complex. Lineage: Eukaryota; Metazoa; Chordata; Aves; Passeriformes; Motacillidae. Gene Ontology annotation, biological process: protein transport to vacuole involved in ubiquitin-dependent protein catabolic process via the multivesicular body sorting pathway. The record is from RefSeq and is a predicted model, not a curated record.